Staurois parvus is the source of this 368-nucleotide messenger RNA. NCBI's taxonomy places the organism in Eukaryota, Metazoa, Chordata, Amphibia, Anura, Ranidae. The record is from the annotation of a GenBank genome assembly.
UCCAUGUUUACAGUCAUCAGAGAUCUCACACAGGGGAGAAGCCACUUUCCUGUUCUGAGUGCGGGAAAUGUUUUUCUGAGAAAUCCAAUCUUUACACACAUCAGAGAUCUCACACGGGGGAAGAAGCCGUAUGCCUGUCCUGAGUGUGGGAAAUGUUUUUCAGUGAAGUCCCAUCUUUGCAAACAUAAGAGAUGUCACACAGGAGGGAAGCCACUUCCUGUCCUGAGUGAGGGAAAUGUUCCUCACUGAAGUCCCGUCUUCUUCCUGUACAACAGGGGGUCCCACACAACCCUGGAGGUGUAUUAGUGCCUUGAGUGCGAGGAAAUGUUCUUCUAGAAUGAAUGUUGCUGGACAUCCCAGCUCUACAU